AUGAAGCUACUUGGACUUUCAACAUUUUUCAUCACAACAGCUGUCAUCUCCAGACUAGCACAAGGACUUGUGUCAGGUGAUCCUUGCCCAGAAUCUACGGAAGGUUGUGCUGGGGAACUGGAAUGGGUCAAGGUUUCUUCUUAUUGUCAAGUACCCUUGUACUGUAGGUGUGGAAACCCAGCGGAUCAAUGUUGGGCACCAAUUGAGGUCAAACAUUUGACAUGUGACGUUUGUGGUACAAAAGUAUAUGAGUACAGGGGACAAUGCACAGCAAGGGGUCAUCCUACAAGAGCAUGCAAUGCUGGAUGUAGUGCUGGACCACCACGGCCCCGUCUGGAGUAG
Messenger RNA from Melampsora larici-populina 98AG31, 342 nucleotides. RefSeq lists its product as uncharacterized. The coding region runs from base 1 to 342 and encodes 113 amino acids. Lineage: Eukaryota; Fungi; Basidiomycota; Pucciniomycetes; Pucciniales; Melampsoraceae. The record is from RefSeq and is a predicted model, not a curated record. The transcript has 2 exons.